AUUGAAGGGAGAUCUAGCUGUUGACUUGUUUAACAAAAAUGAGGCCCAUUUUUUGUGGUAACUUCGAAUAUGAUGCUCACCAAUCUGAGAUCGAGCGACUUUUCAACAGAUAUGGGAGGGUUGAAAGAGUAGACAUGAAAUCAGGAAUGUAUUGGAUCACACAUGCUCUUCCUGGCUGAUGGGCUGUGCAUCGCCUUUCUUGCCUGAGCUCGAGUCUCAUCUUGUGUAUUUCCAGGAGCUGAUCUGUUCCACCAUUCAUUAUGGCAUCUGUUCACCUGGAAACAUUUCCCCAAGAGACCAUUGCCUUUCAUUUUCCAUGAACUUUGACCACUGUCCCAAUCUGCUCAUUUUUCCAUGCCGAUCUCGCGGCCAGGCUGGAGAAUAGAUGGCGAACACAUAAUCUGUUCGAUGGCCUACCACGAGAGACCUUCUUUUGGAUUGUUAUACCAUGACGUCAUUUAGUUCUACACAUGAGGUCUGUUGUUGAUUUUCUUGUCCGCUAGUUUCUAGCAUUCACAGAGAUGGAGAGAUGUUAUGCAAAUGUCUUUGCAGAGUCUUUGAAUGUUUCAUUGGAGCCAUAGGAUUUGCAUUUAUCUACAUGGAUGAUGAACGUGAUGCUGAGGAUGCAAUUCGAGCACUUGAUCGGACUGAAUUUGGUAGACAAGGGCGACGACUACGUGUUGAGUGGACAAAGCAAGAACGUGGUGGUAGGCGAUCUGGCAGUUCAAGAAGAUCUCCAGCCAAUGUGAGGCCAACGAAGACCUUGUUUGUCAUAAAUUUUGAUCCAAUCAAUACCAGGAUGAGAGACUUGGAGAGGCAUUUUGAACCAUAUGGAAAAAUUUUGAAUAUUAGGAUUAGAAGAAAUUUUGCUUUCAUCCAGUUUGAAUCACAGGAGGAUGCCACCAAAGCAUUGGAUGCUACCAACAUGAGCAAGUUGAUGGAUCGGGUUAUUUCAGUGGAGUAUGCCCUCCGCGAUGAUGAUGAAAGAAGAAAUGGGUACAGCCCUGACAGAAGAGGCCGGGAUAGAUCUCCAGAGAGGAGGAGAAAUGAUCGUGGGCGAUCUGCAAGUCCCUAUGGUAGAGGCAGGGAGAGGGCUAGCCCUGAUUAUGGUCGUGGUCCCAGCCCAUAUAACAAACCUGAACAAAGGGGUAGUCCUGAUUAUGGUAGAGCUGAAAGCCCUGUUUAUGAGAGGCAUCGCAGUCGCUCACCCAGGCAGGAGAGAUCUUAAGAUCGGCUCCGGUACCAUGUGAUUUUCUGCUCUCUGUUUGUGGUACAGGUAAAUUGUUUAUGGUAUGCUCGGCAUAGAUCUUUCUUUAGGUACUUCAAACAUAACAGACUGACAAAUUUCUGGGACCAUGCACUUCUUUUUGCAUUAGGGCUUAUAUAUCAUGUAAUUUGCUGCAGUAUGGAUUUGUUGUUUACUCAUACAAUUGGACAAAAAAAGAAAAAAAGUUCAGUUCAAUGUUCGAAUCAGUUUUUAAA
Messenger RNA from Elaeis guineensis (African oil palm), 1482 nucleotides. RefSeq names its product serine/arginine-rich splicing factor RS41. Gene Ontology annotation, molecular function: RNA binding. The record is from RefSeq and is a predicted model, not a curated record. NCBI's taxonomy places the organism in Eukaryota, Viridiplantae, Streptophyta, Magnoliopsida, Arecales, Arecaceae.